This is a messenger RNA of Schistosoma curassoni, 694 nucleotides long. The record is from the annotation of a GenBank genome assembly. Lineage: Eukaryota; Metazoa; Platyhelminthes; Trematoda; Strigeidida; Schistosomatidae.
GUUUGAUUUAAGGUCAUAUAAGCGGGUAUAUCAACUGUUAAUUUAUAUAAAUGAAUUAGAUUUAAACGAAGUUCAACUAAAACUAUUCAUUUGUGAUUCAAUUCAUUUAUAAUGAAUAGAAGACCAUCAGGAUUUUCAAAACCUCCAAUAAUUGGUUCAAGAUCUGUAUUAAUUGCUAUAGAUGGUUCUGAACAUUCAAAAAAAGCAUUUCAAUAUUAUUUAAAAUGGUUACAAAGAUCAGAUGAUACAAUCACAAUUUAUCAUGCUGUAGAACCAGUCUCAUUACCAACUAUAUCAUUAUCAAAUCCAAUUAGUAUACCAAGUGAUGAAUGGUCAAAUAUUGUUGAAGUCAAUGUAAAACGUGUACGUGAAUUAGAACAUGAUUAUAGUACAGAUUGUUUAGCACAUAAUUUAACUUAUCAAUUUUUAUAUGAAUCAGUCAAUCAUAUUGGUGAAUCAAUUAUUAGAAAAGCGGAACAAAUUAAUGCAUGUUUAAUUAUUAUUGGUAGUCGUGGUUUAGGUGCUAUCAAACGUACCAUUAUGGGAAGUGUUAGUGAUUAUGUUGUACAUCAUGCGAAUACAACAAUUUGUGUUGUACCAUGGAUUGAUGAAAUUUCACAAAAUACAUCAUAAUUCAUUAACUUAUUUGACCAUAAUCAAAUAUUUAGUAAAUAUAUAUAUAUAUAUAUAUAUA